Molecule: messenger RNA, 1347 nt
Organism: Vitis riparia (riverbank grape)
Lineage: Eukaryota; Viridiplantae; Streptophyta; Magnoliopsida; Vitales; Vitaceae
Exons: 7
Coding region: 266-1162 (298 amino acids)
Source: RefSeq, a predicted model, not a curated record
AACAAUUUCAAAUUGAAAUUCUAACUAGCUGCUUUCACUUGGACUUGAAAGCAUAUAGCAGCGCAUCUCAUCUCAUCCGAGUCAUCUCAGGCGACCUAGAGCCAACUCCGGCGACGGCGGCAUUGGACCGGUACUUCUAGAAACGUGUUAAGCUAAGGCUCAUCAGUGGAUGUCUUUUUAUUGCAUGUCUCUUUUACAAAGAGAAAUUCCAUCUAACAGUAGCAGUCUGGGUUAGGAUUUCAUGAUGCAACAUUUGUCAUUUUAAAUGGCAAAACGAAGGGUUAAGAAGACUGUAAAGCAGUCUGCCGCAUCAUCUCAGAGCAACAUAAAUGAUGCUAAUGCAAAGGAACCCCAACUUGAAAAGAGAAAAGACUCAUUGAUUGACCAAGAAGUUGAACGUCAAAGUGCUGCCAUUAGGGCUAUUCGUGAUGUGGAGUCUGAACAUUUGCGGACAAGGUUGCGUUUGCUCCGUUCAUACUUCAAAAAGGAACAGCUACGGACUCCUGUUCUUGAAUUUUUUAAGGAAAACCUUCCAAAUCUGGAAGUAGUACAAAAUGGGAAAGGACAAUUUGAAGUGCAAUGGAAGGAUGAAGCAAUGAGAAAUGCUGGUGGGGAAAACAUGCAUGUUGCUCUUUUGCAUCAGAUGUCCAUAGCUUAUCCUGAUUGCUCUGCUGCAGUGCCAUCUUUUGGUGGCUUUGAAUUUUCAAGCAAAGCAGUGAAAACGAGCCUUCUAGGUGCUGAUAAUCUGCAGAUCCGAGACUUUGUCUUGGAGGAGCCAUCCGAAACUCAGAUGAUGGGAUUGCAAGAUGCUUUCCAAACUCCUGGGGUGAGUAGCCAUAGGUUGUCAGUUGGAAUGACACCCAAAACCCUAAGGCUGCCUAAGCAUGGUGAGAUGCUUCUCUCAGUCCAUGGCUCUCCUCUUGGUCUCUACAAGGAAGAUAACAUGGAAGCAAUACAUGAGUCGGAAGAGGUUGACUGGCUACAAAUCAUUCGAUUACUCAAAUAUGGUUUAAGAAUUUCUUGCACCGCCCAACUAAAAGCAGUUCAAAAUAACAUCGUUGCUACUGGUGAUUGCAAUACAUCAAAUUCUGCUCAUUUUCUAACGCACCAUUGGCUUUGUACUGGAUUCUUAUCAGAAAAUUGUAUUCCAGGGUUCCUCUAGGGUUCUAAUUUCUGAAGAUCCGUAUGAUUAUUUGCUCUUUCUUGCUGUAAGUGCUAUAGCUAUUGUAGAGAAAUUGGGCCUCCAAACAAGUUCUAGUCAUCCGAUUCAAUGACCAUGACAAAGACGCUUGUAUGUAUGUAUGGAUAUUGACCAUUAUCUGAGGAAAGCCUGUGACUUUUUUUAUA